CAUAUCUCCUAAAGUAGUAGACUGCUACCAUCAGCUGACAGUACUGUGCAGCAAGUGUCGAUCUAGAAUCUAUGACCGAGUUGUAUUUGAGAUAAAAGAUCAAACAAGAAGAUGUCAAGCACUGAUCCUGCAAAUAGUGCAAAAACAAGAUUGAGAAUUCUCACAUAUGUGACUCCAGAAGUUCCCAUCACGAUUUUCACCAUGCUUCGAGAUUGCAUCGAAGAAGUAACAGAAAUGGAAGUUGAUCUUAUGGUAGAAGAUAGAUUCCCAGGUCCAAGCCCUUCACGAACAAAUCCUUUCUCUGCUGAUUUAGCUGACAUUGUCAUUAUGCAUAGCACGGAUUACUUGCGGUUAAAAGUGCACAAGCAGGACCAUAUGGAGCUAUGUCGUGCCGCGCCUGUACACAAGCAUCCACUAGUGACUGACAGGCCAAUCUAUUUCUCAGAAAUUAUUAUCAAUUCAGCCAACAAAGAAAAGUACAAAAGCAUCCAAGACCUGAGAGGCUGCAGCUGGGCAUACAACAAUGAUUCAUCUCUCAGUGGAAAUCUGGUUGUUUUGGAUUACUUGAAAAAACAUUUGAAAACAAACGCAGCUCAUUUUGGGAACAUCAUUCUCUCAGGUUCUCACCUGAACUCGAUAAAAAUGGUUCGGGAUUUUAGAGUAGAGGCUGCGGCAGUUGACUCAACGGUACUGGCUGGCUACCUGCUAGAGCAUGAAGACCAUCACGACAAAUUUACCUCCGUUGAAUCUCUAGGACCAUUACCUAUUUACCCAUUUCUUUUCAACAGUCGUUUGUCAGCUAGACUAAAACACAAAAUCACAGAUAUGCUACUCUCUUUAACCAAGUCACCCAAAUGGGCAGUCCAGCUCAAUGAUUUGGGUAUACUCAGAUUUGUGCCAGUGGAACCAGAAUUUUACCACUUAGAAGAUGACAUUGUGAAAGGCACACUUGGGCUGAGCAUUAGUGCUACAUAUUACUAAAGAUUGAUCUAUAUAAUAAUUAGCAGUGAUUUUUAUUAAAAAUUAACCCAGGGAAAUUAUUUCAGUAUUCAUGAAAAUAUGUUUAUACACUGUUGAAAAAAUAUAAUAAAUAUUACAUAUAUUUACUGCUCAAGUAUAUUUUGUAAUGCUUAAUAACAAGUUAGUACUGCUGUACAGGAAUAUAUUUUGUUACUCAUGCUAAAUACUUUUUUUUUAAAAGCAUGUUUAGGACAGAAUCACAGUGGAGGAAUGUCAUUUUUAGCAACUUAAAGAUUGGGUAAAAAUGGGGGCUAUUUAGUCUUUUAAUUUAAAAAAUAUUUAUGUGAUGAAGGAACUUGUAUAUUGAAUUUUAUUUUAAAUCCUGUUUAUUUUAGAAUUUUUAAAGGUAACAUGUUUAAGAUUUUUUUAUGUAGUUCAAAUUUUUUUUUAAAGUAUGUGAACAUUUUUCUCUGAUAAUUUUUUGUCUUAAACUCCAGUAAAAUGAUUCAUUUUUGUUGAUCCAUUAAAUAUGUUGUAAAUUCAUUUAAAUAUUUUAUAAAUACUCAUUUUUAAAAAAAAAAAGUUGGUUAUUAAUCAUAAGGGUAAAGCUAACAUUACUUUUUUUUGCAUCGAUUAAUCAUCUUUGAAUCAAGAAAAUACUUGUAUAUACAUGCUUAUUAUUAUUAAACAAGUUUUUAUUCUAA
Molecule: messenger RNA, 1664 nt
Organism: Physella acuta
Lineage: Eukaryota; Metazoa; Mollusca; Gastropoda; Physidae
Source: RefSeq, a predicted model, not a curated record